This is a messenger RNA of Polyodon spathula (Mississippi paddlefish), 664 nucleotides long. It is a transcript of the gene med28, whose product is annotated as mediator complex subunit 28. Gene Ontology annotation, cellular component: mediator complex. Lineage: Eukaryota; Metazoa; Chordata; Actinopteri; Acipenseriformes; Polyodontidae. Bases 28 to 567 code for a protein of 179 amino acids. The transcript is spliced from 4 exons. The record is from RefSeq and is a predicted model, not a curated record.
CAGACGCAUCAUUUUGCUGUAGCAAAGAUGGCUUCCUCGAUGAGCGGGAUGUUUCCAGGUCAGCAGCCACCAGGCCCCCCUCCUACCGGUGCUCCGGGUGUACCGGGACAGUCUGGGCUUCUUCCUGCACCCGCCGGGCCAAGGAACCCGAACAGUACCCUGGUGGAUGAUCUGGAAGCUUCGUUUGAGGCAUGUUUUGCGUCCCUUGUGAGUCAAGACUAUGUAAAUGGUACUGAUCAAGAAGAAAUUCGAACAGGAGUUGACCAGUGUAUUCAGAAAUUCUUGGAUGUUGCCAGGCAGACUGAGUGCUUUUUUCUGCAGAAGCGAUUACAGUUGUCUGUACAGAAACCAGAGCAGGUUAUUAAAGAGGAUGUGUCAGAAUUAAGAAAUGAACUCCAGAGAAAGGAAGCCUUGAUUCAGAAACACCUGAGCAAAAUCCGUCACUGGCAGCAGGUGAUGGAAGACAUUAACGUGCAGCAUAAAAAGCCAGCAGAAGUUCCUCAGGGCCCACUGGUGUACCUGGAGCAAGCUUCAGCUAACAUUCCUGCUCCCAUGAAGAAAAAUUAAAUUAUAAUGCAAACCACUACUUUCUUUACUCUUUCCACAAUGUGUAAAUAUUUUGAAUACUGUUUUGUAAGAUUAGAAUAAAGUUAUUGCUAUGAAA